GGCUUGCCGCAGGACCCAACGGGUUCCGGCUCAUCUUCUUCCUCCUCUUCCUCCUCCGACCUCGCGGAAUCAGACGAUCGAAACGACGACGACGACGACGAAGACCCGGACAACGUUGACGAGGAGGGCGAUCGGGUCGCCGGUCGCAUGGUUGGCGGUGAGCAGCUGGCAAGACACGAGGAGGACGCUUACGAGAGCGUGGCCAGCGAGGGGAGAUCGCUCGAGUUCCUCGCCACGCCCAGGGAGGCGGCGACCUACGACUCACGAUCUAUGUCGAAGAUCAUCGAUUACGGGAGAAGAUACGAUCACCAGUUUCCUAGCGGUGGGGAGUACACCGAAACAGCGUUAAUGGAGCCGGUGAACGGGCUUCAAGAUUACAGCAGCAGCAGCGCGAACAGCCUCGACGAUCUUUGCCGCGGGCAUCGUCAGCGCGCCCUCAACGAUUUUAAUCGGGGGGACGAGUCGGCGGGCACGCGGGAUCACUACAUGGUUCCGACCAGAGACCCGAGAGAGUUGAACGAGAGGAUCCUUUCCCUGUUCAAUCCACAGUUCCUGCCGAAUUUCAACGACAUGAUCAUGUACGUUGCGAACCAGUACGACGCCAGACGAAGCCCGCCACCUAGAUCGCGCUCGAUGGCGGACGGGGAGGAUCGAUUGUUCAGGCGGUCGAGCAGCUGUCAAAAGAAACGCGUUGGGGCGAGUUCCAUGUUCUUCCGCCGUGGAUUAACGUACGAAACGGCGCGCAAGUGACAACGGCUGUCCCCUUUCGGAUUCAAACGAAGGAUAGAACGUUGGGUCGAUCGAGUGACGCGCGAUAAAACGUAAAAGGAAUUACGCUUGAACGCUGUUGUCUUGGCUGCCGACGAAAUGGAAGGAGAUGCUCGAUUGAAGCUUGGAAGAUCGACGGGCAACUACUUGGAAGGAAACUGUGACUGGUCGAUUGGUUCUUUCUUGGAGAACGGUUCACAUAGAUGAUCGUUCCCCUAUCCGAUGAUCGUCCUUCCUGAUGAUUAAAGGGAGAAGAACUUUUUGUUCCUUGCGAGUUCACGCAAAGGAAGACCACGAUAUUAUUAUUGCAUACCUAAGUGUCGGCGUUACCUGAGAUGUCUCGAGGAUGUGGUGUACUCGAGAGGCACGGAUUUCAUUUUCGUCGUCGUUCAAUACGACCACAUGUGUACAGAACGACCGGUACGUUGCAAGGCCACGUGCUUCCGGUGUCACGUGUCGUAUCGUCUGAUAUACAUAUAUGUACCGCGAGAACAGAGACACACGCGUACUUUGGAACUAUUUUUUUAAGAUAAUAAUUCACAAUUCAGGCUCUCUCCGAAUGUCUUAAAUAUAAGCGCGGCAUCGCGUGUCGGACGCUCCAACACAACUUGAGCUAAUUUUUGUACAGAAUUCGAACGAUUUUCGAGUUCUUCCUUUCCGUUUCUCACUAGUACGGCAAUGGAGGGAAUACAUGGGAAAUGAAGGGACACACAAAAAAAAAAAAAUUGAUGGAGUAUCAAACAAAGCAAACAACGACGAUGGGACAAAGGAUCGGACUCGUAACUGUGUAAUGUGAUACGAUCUGAGGAGAGUUCUGUGUUCGUAGCAGUGGCCUGCUUAGGUGCUUAGAACCGCGGUGAUUUAAGGACGUAGACGAAGCGUCUUGCCACCACGUUUCUCAAACUACCCUCCGUGAAGAACUUUCGCCCCUCGACCGGGGUAAUAUAAUAGUAACAAGGGAAAUAAACUAAACAAGAUGAAAAGAAAACUUAUCGAACAAGAUUCGUUUUACGAGAGAGAAAAAAUAAAAAAAGAAUCGCUUGCUAUGAAACGCUCCUAUCAAAUUCGCUUUGAUCCUAGAGACAAGGUUGAGGAUAGUUCAAUGAUAGUUUAACGAGAAUAUAAUAUAAAAAGUUAAGAAGUGUAAAGAGGAGACGAUUUUGUAAAGAGAAGAGGUAUUUAAAAGAAGGGGUUGAAGUUUGAGAAACGUGAUCUCGUGGAGGGACGUUUCGAAAGCAUUCGCGGGAGACGAGGCGUGCCUUCCGUAUAUUAAUUGUUGGCAAAUUUCUGAUCUAUAAAAAAAAAAACAGGAACGGGAGAAUGCGGCCGGUAUAGAUUCGGGCAAGUGCCUCAUUUAUGCGUUUCGUUUAAAAAAAAAAAUGAAAUAUUCGAUAGAGGAAGGGGGGAGGGGGGGGAGUGGUGAAUAUGAAAAAAAAAAAGGGUGAGAAAGAGAGCGAGCGAGAGCGAAAGAGAGAAAGAGAGAUUGAGAGAGAUAUAAUAGAGACUUAUGUAAGACUUAUUCGAAGUAUUGUUGUGCACUUAUUGCCGUGCUGUGAGUAUAUUGGUUAUUAGCAAGAGAGAAUUGUAGUGUUUGAGGCACGAGUACGGUUAUUAAAAUGAAAAAAAGAAAAAAAAAAAAAAGAAAUGAAAAUAUGGAAGAAACAUUUACCGCGUUGUAACGUCUUCGAGAAGUUAUGUAUUUUUGGCUGGGACGUGUUAUAAAUCGAUUUAUAACUGUUUAACGGGCGAGAUGUGGAGGUGUAUCUUUUUCUCUCUUUUUUUUUUUUUUUUCCUUCUUUUAUUUUUAAUCCUUAAGAUAUAAUAAUGCUGCGUCGCGAAUGAAUCGCUCGAAUGCGAUUAUCAUUUUAUUCCAACAUGUAAGAUAACAAUUCUAAGGUUAAGAUCAAUUUUAAUUUUAUAAAUGUAGAAAUGCAAGGUAAAAUUUUCGGCAUCCGAACUGAUAAUAAUUUUUAUACAUUCUAAGAAAAAUACGCAACAAUAUUUAUUAGUGUAAGUAGGAAAAAAAUAAUAUGAAAGAAUUUUUAGUAAUUUCGAAUUCAUGUUUUUACUCUCGUGCAUCAAUGUUCUUUUUUUCAUGAAAUAUUGAAAAAAAAUAAUAUCU
Apis laboriosa (Himalayan honeybee) is the source of this 2890-nucleotide messenger RNA. RefSeq lists its product as uncharacterized. The coding region runs from base 148 to 750 and encodes 200 amino acids. The record is from RefSeq and is a predicted model, not a curated record. The transcript has a single exon. Lineage: Eukaryota; Metazoa; Arthropoda; Insecta; Hymenoptera; Apidae.